Messenger RNA from Gallus gallus (chicken), 11591 nucleotides. It is a transcript of the gene SYBU, whose product is annotated as syntabulin. Lineage: Eukaryota; Metazoa; Chordata; Aves; Galliformes; Phasianidae. The record is from RefSeq and is a predicted model, not a curated record. Gene Ontology annotation, biological process: axonal transport of mitochondrion; synapse maturation. Bases 8786 to 10606 code for a protein of 606 amino acids. Gene Ontology annotation, cellular component: cytoplasmic microtubule; vesicle. The transcript is spliced from 6 exons.
UAAUGUAUUUUUAGUAUACCUUGUUUGCACAAAACUAAAGUGGAUGCUCUGAAUGUGGUAUGGGAAGCUGAGUCUUUGUGUCACUAUUCACCACAUACAAUCCCUCUUUAACAUCUUAGCACAUCUGGGGUCCUGUUUGUCAUCUGAUAUGAGAACGCUGCUCUACCCUCAACCUCUGCUCUCCUUCGGCUUGGAUGUCAGCCACAGAACUCAUAUGUCAAGUGAUGAAAAAACACUCUCCCAGCAGCACUGGCUGGCCUGCUGCUGAGCAUUCCCCAUCUCAUGAGUGUUUCCCUCCUAAGUAUCUCCUGGUAUUGAACCUGCCACGCACCCUCACCUCGUCAGCCAGAGGAGUGCAUUUUAGCUCCACAAACAUAUGAUUAAUUCAUGGUUCUCUGGCUGAGGGGCUACACUGAGGAGGAAGGAGGCUCCCUCUGGCCAUUGCAGUUGCAGUGUUUGUCUUAUAAAAAAUAGGAUACUGGGGGUGGGGUGUUAUGCUUUUACUGUGUGUACACAUCCUUUUGAUACUGGCUAAUUGCUUGUUGGAUUGAAGGCAGCCUGGAAUUGCCCAGCUCAAUAAUAGUCUGCUUAGCUUUGAAUUUUAAAAGGAAGUUCAUUAGGAUAUUGCUUUUUUUGUUUGUUUUUUUUUUUCUUCCCUCUGUUUUCUGCCUCUGAACAGCUUAGAUUUUGAAUUUCUUACUGUGAGGAAGAGUUCUGUAAUGCUGCCUUUUUAUAGACACUCAGCCUUCUCCUCAGCCUGCGUCCAGAAGCCAGCUGGCCGAGUUUCUGCAGGUAGGGCAGCUUUGCAAGAAGCACUUGUGCAUUUAACCAUCAGUUCAGCAGCAGACUUUAUGAGCCAGACAGGUUGUUUUAUUUCAGUAGCAAAAUGCUCCACUUUUUGUAGUCUUGUCUACAGAUCUCCUUUUUAACUAGAGUAUGUAGGACUGCAGGCCAUUGAAAGACAGCAGUAUCUCUCUGUGAGAUGAAGAUGAGAUGAUUCACUCACCCAGAGUGUUUUGCUUUUCCUUUCAAGUUUCCAGAUCUGGAUUCAGUCUUUAUUUCUUAACUUUUUUUUUUCUUUUUCCUGGUAUAAGGAUCUUUUAAAAAUGUGUUCCUCAAGCCUGUAGUGCAAUAAAUGUGUUCUGGUGAUGUGGCUGCACUAUAGUUUCUGGAGCGUAACAUAGCAGCAGCAGGAAGUUCUGUCCCAUGGUUGCCUGCUCAGUGGCUGCCAUGCACGGUCCACUGAAGCUUUGAAACUGUGUGCCAGUUGGACAAGCUGAUGAGGGUUGGAGGGGCUGAGUUCAUAGUGCAUGUGCCAAAAAAAGGGCGUGGGCUCCCAACAGGCUUAUUGAAGUAGUGUGGUUGCACUACCGCUAGCCACAGGUUGGAGGAGAGGGGAGUUUGUAAAGGUCCCUUAACCUGUGUUACUGGGCAAAAUGCUGCACCUUCUGUCACCCUCGUAAAUCAUACCUUUGCUACAGCAUUGGAAUGGGUUGUAUCACAAACCAGCCAGCCCUAGAGGCUCCAAAACUGAAGCGUGUGUACUUAAAUUUGUAUUUCUGAAUAGGAAAAAAAUAGAUGAAAAUGAGUUUGCAGUGUUUUAACAAUCAAGAAGGUUAAGCCUAGGGCAAUAGUAUGAACUACUAAAAUAAUUACCCUACUACUGAUGUAUAUGUAUAUAUAUAUUGUCACUCCUUGUGUAUGUAAGUUUAUGUAUACAGAUGUUAUCGCGAAAACAGUGAGCUGUUCCGUUCUUCUUGUUUGUUGUUCUAAGAAGAAAUGUUCUGUUUCAAUAGAUCCUUCUUGGCUCUUUUUUUUUUUUCUCUUUUCCUCACAGUUACUGAAUCGUACACUUAAAAGUGUUCAAAUGCCUGAUUCUGAAAGCUCACCCCUCUUUCCAGCCCUCCUGCUGGAAGCUGCACUUUUGCACAGCGCUUUUGCCAUCUUUUCAAACUUCUGAAGUAGAGCUGUUCCCCAGAGAAUGUGAUUGCAGCACUCUGUAAGGCAGUUUAGCAAUCACUCUGAUAUUAAUUUUCCAAAAACACUGAAACAAAAUCUACUUCUAAAAGCACACUCAUGGCCUUUGCAUAAAGGCGAUGCUGGUGACAUGCUUCCUUUUCUCACUGCUGUUUCCCUGGAGAAUUUCCUGCUGGGCCAACGUGCGUGCAAUAAUUUAUUAUUGCUUCAUGCUGUUAUCCACCAUUUCUGUUUCUGUGCAGCAGAGAUGUGUUCCAAACAUGGAAGUGAGAAAAGUGCCUAGGUACUAAGAAGCGCAGCCUGCCUUUUCCUCUGUGUUUGGCCUUUCUCUGGAUCCCUUUCAACUUCAGUCUUUACUGCCUCUUACUAUGUAACUAUUCUUUUGUGUCUAUACCACACAACAACAUCUGGAAGCCAAAAUAUUUGACCUUUUGAAUGUUUGUUGUUACCUUUUUAUGUAUCUGUCAGCACUUUACAACCUGACCCAGAUCCUACUAAGUCAGCAGAAGCAUUCCCAUUGUCUCUGGGACAUUUUGGACCAUGUCCUGAGAACACUUAGUGCUGGUCCCUUUCUACUAGCAUUUGUUACAGUCUGCUGUGUCCUGUGAUGACUGUAACGGCUAAAAUCUAGGCUGUACGGUAUGUUUUUUUUUCACUACCAAUAUAUAAUCUAAUACUAUUGUUUUAAAGUAGUUUUCCUGCAAUUUUGUGUUGAGUUGAAAAGUGUCAUGCCUGUUGAAGAACAUCACAGCUUGUAGAUGAAAUUAAACGUUUAUAUAAUCAUAAGUUUUUGAUUACUUUUGGAUUAAAAUAAAUAAUGGAAUCAUGACACUUUAAAAGAAAUUCUCACAUUAUAACCACACACUUAAAAGGUUGAUAUCUGCCCUUAACAUCUUGGAUCAGUGUUUUGACAUGUAUAUCAGCAAAUGCAGUCGGUGGGUUCUGUGGUGAUGCUAAAUGCCAGUCUGAGAUAGAACAAUUAAAAAAAUAAAAAAAUAAAAAGAAAUACACAUACUGCAACAGUGGGUAGACUCUGUGUGGCUUCCAAGCAGCAUUAGAAGGUAAACACUGCAACCUUAGGAGGUGAUGUUCAAGCUGCAAGGCUCACAGCUGUGCACUGUCAGCCAUGGAGAUAGAGCAGUAUGGGAAACAAGGAAUAUAGCAUUUAUACCAUUUGAUGAACAGUUAGAAUUUUAUUUGUGGUCUGUUUUAUAUGUUUUCUUUACAAAAAUGGUGCUUUCAAAACUGGGUAGAAUGUUUAUCACUUCUUCCCUUGCUGCACAGCGGAAGUAAACACACUCAAAAAAACUGACUGUAUGCAUGUGUAUUUCACAUGGUGUGGACACGAAAUGCACAAUGUUAGUUGCAUUUGAUGUAGUCAAAUAGCAGCAGCAGUUCCACUGCCAACUAUUGGCCUCAGAAUAGGUCAGAGAGUUCUGCAAAAGUUCCUUAAAAACUAAUGAAUUAUUUUUUUCCCUCUCUCUUUUAAGACUCUGUGCUUUCCUCUACUUUAGUUAAAACUUCUCUUUAAAAAUUUCAGGUAGAUUUUCAGUCUUUUACUGCAUUAAAUACCUUGCCCAAAUGUUUUCUAUGGCAUGAUAUCAAAACUCAGGGGCUGUGCUAUUCCCGAUCACAGCGUUCUAGUAACAGCACUCUUUUAUUGAUAUUUUGCUAGCAGGCCUUCAUGCUUUUGUUCUCUAAUAGCAGUACCAUUAGCUGUGCUAUAAAUUUAAUUACAAAGCUAGUAAACUGCAAUUAUAUAGCCCUUUUUCAGAUGGUUUCCCAGAACACACAUCAGUCCUGCUUAUUAAUGAAGUGUUCAAAAAUAAUGAAGACUAGCAAAGGCAUCAUUCGCUGCCAAAGUCAAUUAAAAUUUGUUGCUUUAGAGUAACAGCUAUUGUCAGUCAGAUGUCAUUAGCUGAUAUCUGUCGAGACAUGUUUAUGGGAUAUACUGCAUGGUGAAAGAUUCCUAAGAUUUAGGAAGGGAUAAAUCCAUCUUCUUUGAUCGUUCUCUCCCCUUUUCUGCAGGGAGUGAGCCUGUCACACUUUCACCAUGCUGCGAGUGAGCAGAGGGCACCUCUUGCUGAAUGCAGUGAGCAGUUCGUGUGCUGAAUUGUAAGCAGUGCCUGGUCAGGCUCUUGGCAUGACAAAUGCAAGCUGGUAAAGAACAGGUUUGGGGGUGUCCAUACGCUCAUGGUAGGAAUAGAGAAAAGGAAUUGCAGAUGUGUGGUCUUUGAUAUUAUCUACUGGGUUAGUUUUUGCACCUAUAACAUAAAAAUAGCUUGGAAGAUGGAUUGGGAGGAGAAAAAAAAAAUAAGGAUGGUCCCCAGCUGUGGAGUAUAUACAAAAUCAAGGAGAAGUAAACUCCUGAGUAUGUAGUUUGUCCAACCUCUUUUUUGAGGAAGGACCAUUGCCAGCACUACGUCACAUCAGCCAUGGCUUUGUCUGCCCGAGCCUUGAGACAUUUCAAGGACAAGAGUCUCUGUAACCUUCCUGCGUGCCCUAAGGGAGUGGUGAGCUGCUAGCCUGCCUCACUGUAGCCAAAAUGGAGCAGAGUUAAUUCAAGUUCUGUCUGCGGAGACAUGGGGAUUAAAUGUGGAAUUAAUUUGCUUAGCAGGAUUUUAUAUAAGUAGGCCUUGUCAGAUAAACCUCUUCUCUUUUUUGGACAGGGCUGUAGUUCUGGUUGCUCUUCUACUGUCCCUUAGAGCACAGCAGAAAUUAAACACAACCCUAGUAGAUCUUAAAAAUCUAGAGUGAAUUUGGCAUUGAUCAGAUGGACUAAAACUAGUAGCAUUUUCAGGGUUCUUCUUUUAGUGAAAUAAUUCAAUAUUUUUGUCCACAGUCUGUAAUUCUGUAAAAUUGUCCUAGUUUGCAGGUGACACAUUGUUAGUGGCAAAUGUCUAAUGAUCCAGAGUGUGUGAAGUAGCCUGUUGGAAUGGCUGUGGUAAGAACAAAAUGCUGUAACACAGACAGGAGCUGAGGAGAACAUUCUUGCCUUAGGCUGUGCUGCCUGACUUACGCUGAAGUGGGAGCUGGUUUCCUUCCUUUUAUAGCCUCAUGUUGUGGGUUUGAGUAUGCUCCACCUCUGUCUUUUUAGGGACACUUUCAUUUAAACUAUUACACUUCAUCCCUUUCCUUUGGUUCUCAGUAUGAUCCAGUUUUUCCAGGAUAUAAUUGUCAGUCUCCUGUUACCAAUGUUUCCUAGUGGAGGAGUGAGCCCUUGCACCCACUGGUGUAGCUGCCCAAGUCAGUGUGGUGGCUGAUGUAGUCAAUGGAGAAGACAGGUCCUCGAGGUAAUGAUAUGGCUUAUGUACUCUGGAGAAGUCUAAAUACAGCUGACUUAGCCUCUACAGGAGCCUUUUCCUCUCUGUUUACUAUAGAAAGAGCAUUAGCAAAUAGAUCUUAGGUGAUACAUUCUUUGGUGUCUGCUAGCAACUUUUAUUAAUUCAUAAAGACUCACACAUUACAAGACCAGCAAUGACAAGAACACAAAAACAACUCUUAGGGAUUUAAAACUGUGGGGAAGACCAGCAGAAUGAGAGAUUAUCCUGAAAAAUCGUGAGAUGGCCUUGAUGGUUUCAUUGCUGAAUAACCAGCUCAUGGUGCAUCAUCCUCACAGGGCCCUAGAUGUAUGGGAAGGGAACUGCCAGAUAGAAGUCAGGAUGUAGUCUCAGUGUGCUGAGUGGGUUAAAGUUCAUUAAAAUCCUGUGUUUAGUUCUAGAAUCCACAUCUCUUUGGAGAAAAACAGAGUGCAGAGUUUGAAUACUGAUCAGAGGAACCUUGGGUCCUGCACUUUGGCCACAACAACCCCAGGCAAUGGUACAGGCUUGGGGCAGAGUGGCUGGAAGACUGUGUAGAGGAAAUGGGCCCGGGGGUAUUGAUUGAUGCUAGACUGAACAUGAGCCAGCAGUGUGCCCAGGUGGCCAAGAAGGCCAAUGGCAUCGUGGCUUGUAUCAGAAAUAGUGUGGCCAGCAAGAACAGGGAAGUAAUUGUCCCCCUGUACUAAGCACUGGUGAGGCCACACCUCGAGUACUGUGUCCAGUUUUGGGCCCCUCACUGUAAGAAAGACAUCGAGGCCCUGGAGCGUGUCCAGAGGAGGACAACAAAGCUGGUGAGGCGUCUGGAGCACAGGCCUUAUGAGGAGUGGCUGAAGGAGCUGGGAUUGUUCAGUCUAGAGAAGAGGAGGCUCAGGGGAGACCUUACUGCUCUCUGUAACUACCUGAAGAGAGGUUGUAGUGAGCUGGGGGUUGGCCUCUUCUCUCGUGUGACUAGUGAUAGGACUAGGGGGAAUGGCUUCAAGCUGCACCAGGGAAGAUUCAUGCUGGACGUUAGGAAAUCCUACUUCUCUGAAAGGGUGGUCAGGCACUGGAAUGGGCUGCCCAGAGUGAUGGUGGAGUCACCAACGCUGGAGGUGUUCAAGGAACAUUUGGACGUUGUGUUGAGGGACGUUGGUUUAGUGAGAACCAUUGGUGAUGGGUGAAUGGUUGGACUGGAUGAUCCUGUAGGUCUUUUCCAACCUUUGUGAUUCUAUGAUUCUAUGAGAGAAGAUGAAAAUGUGACAGUAGAAAAGAGGUCAGGUAGAGGACAGGUGGUAUAGCCUUGUAAAAACACAAAACUAAAUCUGACAGCUAGGAGUGAAAGUAGAAAUAAGUGAGUGCUUCUACAGGAAGAGCAUAAUUAAUUAUUUAGAUGGAUUAAAUAAGGGGGUUGGAUAUGUAGUAUUUCUUGAAGACUUGAGGAAACGACAGUAUUUUUCUAAGGAAGGCUCUAAACAAAAUUGCAGUGGAAACCGUAAAGCCUCUGAGCUCAGAGGAUCAAAGAAGAAUAUCACGUGUGGUCUUACAGUCUGUGAGAGAAAUUUUUGUCAGUUGUUAAGAGUACUAUUGCCUUAACACUUUAGACUUUAGUAUUUGAAAGUUAGUCAGUACACGCAAACAUCAGAGUACUCUGAGCAAUUUCUGAGAAUGUUUGAGAAGACACCAUCCCAUGUUUGGCUUUGGAACUUGGCCAGCGUAUCUGAACUGGGAGAGGGGUUAGGCACAGCAUUUCGGUGAUGAAGUCCAGCUGAUGCUCAAAGGGAAGAGCUGCUUCCAGAAUGCUCUCGGGAGACCACUCUGAAAAAAACCACCAUGGAUAUAGCAAAGAAAGCAAUGAAAGUCACGUGUUCCCUCUGUUUGGCAUGUAGAUUAUACAGGCAAGAUCAGUAGACUUUCACAGCAGUUUUUGCCAGCUGUCUCUCUGCUAUCCUGAUACUCAUGCCUCCAAAGAUAAAUCAAGUGUGUUUCUGAGAAGUUGUACCUGAAAUCCUUUUUGGGUAAAAGUUAACAAGCUAUAAGAUCCUCCUUAGACCUUGCCGAAAACUGCAUUCUCACCAUGUUUUCAGCAGAAGAUAAAUUCCAUUCUGGCUCACUCACUCCUAUUUCCCCAUAGGCGGCUUUAGAAACAGAUUCCUUACCUUGGUCUAAUGCUGGACAGCUUGGCAUUUUUCACCUCCUCUGUCAGAGCUGCUAGCAGAGUUCUGGACAGAUACGGGGGAGAUCUCAGUCCCACACUACCGCCCUUGCAUCCCUGAAGACUUCUCUAGCAAGAAGAAAUGAAAGUAAGUGCAGGGAAUCUGUCUUGCACUGGGCACCUUGUGACUGGCACCUUGGUGUUCCCUAGGAUUCUCCUUGUAGCAGAGCAGCGAGGUGCAGGUUGGUGGGGAGCUGCAUCCCUCUGCACAGCACAGCCUCACUUGCCCUCAAUGAUGAGAUCCCAUGUCUCACUUGCAGCUGUUCUUUUUGAUUACUUAAGAGGCACCACAAAAAGCUGACAAAGAGGUGGGUUGCAAUGUUGAAAAUGUUGGAAAAUGUAUGAUUUUGUUCGUUCUUCUGGCUAGUAUCUUAUAGAAGGAUAGAAGUUAUACCUGAGGUAAAAAUAACAAGCUAUCAGAAGAAUGGAAGUUCAAUGAAAUCAUUCAUUUACUUCAGCUGGAAUGGGAACGCUCAGCUGGUUAUCAGUGGGUCUAAAGGUCAUGAGUGGUGUGCGCAGAGAUCUAUUGUUCCUUAUGCCAGGCUCAUUUGCUCAUUUAAUAAAUGACCUGUUGCAGCAGAUGCUUUAGUCCUUAAGCAUAAGUUAAGGUUCUGUAGGCUAUAUGGGGUAAUCUGAUUGUACAAUGUGAUGUGUUACAAGAGGCAGUGGUAGGAGGGCUUGAAAUUAAAAUGCUUAUUCUCACAUGCUUUCUUUAGCUACUCUGUUUUCAUAUCUCAGAGAUGUCUUGUUUUUUAAUGCCCUAAUUCUUAAUGCUGCAGCUUAGGUAUUUCAUCAUUACACGGUUCCAUUGGUUCUUGAGGUUCUCCAGGUGGAAUCCCCAUAGCUCAAUGAAAUCUCCCAUGUAAAACACUUCAGUAAGGUCUGCAGAACCUUGACAGGAAUUACAGUGAUUUUGUUGAUGGAGAUAUGAAGUAACUGGUUUAUUUUGCAGUUGCCUUCUUCAGUUUUUUGUUUUGUUUUGUUUUUUUAACAUAGGGUUUUGAAAAUGAUGCUACAUAAAGAAGCAUAAAGAAAGUGCAAAGGUUGUAAGAAAAAUCAAACGGUGUGAAUAUGCACUUCUUCAUAAAUAUAUUUGAUUAUAAAUGUUGGUGUGCUUCUAAAGAGAAGACUGCUUAUAUACAAUUUCAAAGCUUGCUCAGCCAUGCUGAUUCACUCUGCUGUCAGUAACAUUUGUUCAGCCUGCAGAAGAGACUCUGAACCCUUGAGAAGAGGAAAUGGGCCCUGACCUGACAGAAAGCUGCCUCCUCUGUACUCUGAGUUACAUUGUGAUGCUGAUAUGAAUGGAAAGGAUAAAAGGAAAAGAAUGGUAGAGAAACCAAGGGCAAGCUUUUGCACAUGGAAGGAUGCAGAUGACACUGGCUGUCCUAGUAGCCAGUCAGUAUCUCCAGUUAAGACUCCUUCUGAUGCUGGACACAGUCCAAUCAGUUUUUGCACCGGUAGUGAUGGAGACUUCUCCAGGAAAAAGUUCAAUGCAGGAACAAUGAGUGAAGGAAACUCUCAGCUGGCUCGAUACAAGAAGGAGACAAAGACAAUCCUUGUAAAGCCCGGGAGUGAAGCUGAUUUUAGCUCUUCAAGCAGCACGGGCAGUAUUUCAGCUCCUGAAGUCCAUAUGUCUGCUCCUGGAAGUAAAAGAUCUUCUUUUUCUCGCAAUCGUGGCCCUUAUGGUCGGAAUAGUGGAUCCUCAUCCUACAAGUCUGGAGCCAGCCCACCUGCUUCCCGUGAAAAGGACCAUUUGUCAACACUGUGCAGAAGUCAGCAGAAUCCUGUUAACAUCCAUCAGAAUUAUGGGGUUUCUUCUCCCAGUAGCAGUAACUCAGGUUCAUACAAAGGAAGUGACACCAGCCCAAUAAUGAGGCGAUCGGGGAGAUAUUUGACUUGUGUUGAUCACCACAGUGCUAAGCCACAAAAUCCAGAGCAGUAUUUGACUCCUCUGCAGCAGAAGGAAGUCACAGUACGGCAUUUGAAAACAAAGCUGAAGGAAUCUCAGAGCAAGCUUAAAGAAAGGGAGACUGAAAUAGAAGAGCUCAAAACUCAGUUAGGACGCAUGAGGGAAGACUGGAUCGAAGAAGAGUGUCAUCGUGUGGAGGCACAGCUGGCCCUCAAGGAAGCGAAAAAGGAAAUUAAACAACUCAAGCAGGUUAUUGAAACCAUGAAAAACAACUUGGCGGAGAAAGACAAAGGCAUUCAGAAAUAUUUCAUAGACAUAAACAUUCAAAACAAGAAACUGGAAUCUUUGCUGCACAGCAUGGAGAUGGCUCAGAACGGCUCUCUGCGGGAUGAGGAUGUGUCUGACGCACCAGGGAAGCCAUUGGCACUGUAUGCCAAGCUGCCAGACACACUCAUAACAGAGGAGCAAGCUUUGGAGGUUGAUAGUGGGGUGCUUCUAAAUGAGGACAUAGCUAAUGGGAACGAUUCAUUUCAAGAGACUUUCACCACUGCAGGUGUUGAGUUGGCUGAUCCAGCUUUCUUCAUUUCUGCUGUGGAUCAAGAGGUGCUUGAAAAUGUUCCUGAUGAAAAACUAAGGUCUUCUAGGAAGGAGGAGAGGAGCGACAUCGUGAUGGUGGAACAGUCCGUCCAGACUGACGUGGUGCCAUAUAGCCUAAAUGUGGAGCGGCUCAUUCAGAACAUCUUCGGAUCUCAAGAUGUCUCUCCUCUGAGCCCGCCUUCCUCACUGAAGGAAUUGAGUGAUUUUUCUUCUGGAAGCUUCAGUGAUUCUGCUAUAGUAGUGGACUUAACUCCGAGUGAUCCAAACUCUGCCAUCCUUUUGUCUCCUAUGGAGUCUCCAUGCAGAAAGGUGGAUUACGGAGUUGAUGAAAAUCGUGUCAUGAAAGAACUUGAUUUUACGGAGAUGCGUGAUGAAGUGUUUGGGUAUGUGAAUAAUUCCUCUGAGACAGGAGUAAUGCAGAGGCACUGGAGUGGCAGUCUCCUUGUAGAUCUGCUGGCUGUAGCAGCCCCCGUUGUACCCACUGUCAUGUGGGUAUUCAGUACUCAGAGAGGAGGAGUAGAUCCCAUUUACAAUAUUGGAGCGUUGCUUCGUGGGUGUUGCCUGGUGGCACUGCACUCAUUGCGUCGUACACCCUUCAAUAUUAGAACCUAAAUUCCACUGUCACUGGGCACCAAUGGGCUGAGGUGGAGAGAGGGGGAUGAGAGAUACAAAAAGAUCUUGUAUAUUCUGGCAGAGUCCAUUGUUUUGCUCUUGAGUACUUGAUUUGCACUAUGAAUUGGUUCAAAAACAUGUUCCUUGUUUCCAAAUGAAGAAAACUGAACCCUGUAGUUCCACAGAAUGUUUUUAACUGACAUAGCCCAGUACUGCUGCCUGCAGAAGUAGUCUUCCUGCCCCCAGUCACCAGGUCCCUCCCUCUGCAGGUGUAUUUCUCAGGCCAGCAUAUCCACACAGUAAUGGGGAUCAGGGACAGCAAAGAGCUAGCACAGCUUCACGGCUGUUUGCUGAGUUAGCCUUCAUCUCCCUUUCCCUGGCCAGUUCACUGAGCAGAUGUACAAACUCUGUGCUCUGCCUCACGGGCAGCGGGAGGUGCAUAUGGGAGCAGAAGACCAGGGAAAGGUGGGAUAUUUCUGUAGGCAACAGUAACAAAACAUUUGUGAAACCACAGUGUUAAGUAACAUGGAGACUCCUUUCCACUAAGUGUAUCACACAUGUACUCUAAAAAGCAUGCUAGCGCUUGCCAUUUGUUGUCUGAAGCAUCAAUCCAAUUUAGCGAAGAAAAAAAAUGUAUUUCCCAGGCAGCUUCCAGCACAUCCUUCAUGCCUGUCUUGUGUAGUGCUCUUCUAAAUCCUGCAACUGCUUGAGCAUUCCACCGGUCUUGUGCGUAUAAGGACUGUAACCAAAAUGUCCAGUUGUUGGGAGUCUUGAAACUGUUAGGACGAUAAAUAUAGGCGUGGAUACACUUUGAAUAUUAAUGUCAUUUUAGAGUCUUAAUGUAUUGGAACCUGGUAGUCAUUUGAGCCCUGUGAAAUACCAUCUAUAAAUGUAUUGUGUUUUAACUUAUUGUUUAUUUAAUUGCUUUAUUGUAAAUUACCUUUAUAAUCACAAGUUCAGUAAAGCAUGUUAGAAAUGUUAAAAA